Messenger RNA from Mizuhopecten yessoensis (Yesso scallop), 1813 nucleotides. Its product is annotated as solute carrier family 22 member 4-like. The transcript has 8 exons. The coding region runs from base 102 to 1751 and encodes 549 amino acids. Gene Ontology annotation, molecular function: transmembrane transporter activity. NCBI's taxonomy places the organism in Eukaryota, Metazoa, Mollusca, Bivalvia, Pectinida, Pectinidae. Gene Ontology annotation, cellular component: membrane. Gene Ontology annotation, biological process: transmembrane transport. The record is from RefSeq and is a predicted model, not a curated record.
AUGAGCUGAACAAACAUACAGUGCACUGUGUCCUGGCAGAUACGAGGAUAACAAAACACAUGUUUUUAGUCAUGAUAGAUUAUAUGUUGUAACACAGGAACAUGGAGAAGAAGAAAAUGACACCCAUAAGUGAAUUUUUGGAUGAGUUACUAGAUACAUGUGGGGGUUUCGGGCGUUUUCAGUUUUUUAUUAUGUUCGUAGUUCUAGGAGGCAUGUCGUCGGUGACCUUCAGUAUGAUGAUGAUGACUUUUGCCGGGGCCACUCCAGAUUGGAAUUGUGUUAGAGACGACAGUUUUGUGCGGCAUGAUAUAACUCCAGCAACAACUGUUAGUAACGAAAGCUUACAUGUUAAUGGUACGAGCAUGGUAAAGCAGUGUUUUCCUGCCUGGGAUAAUGAAACAACUACAGCAUGUGAAGCGUUCACGUUUAACACCAGCAUGAACACGGUAGUCAAUCAGUGGGAUUUGGUGUGUGACGAAGCAUGGAUACCUUCUACCAUCACCACCAUUCAAAUGUCAGGCGUGCUUUUAGGGGGACUAUUUACUGGGCAUUUGGCCGACAAGAUUGGACGUAAACCGACCCACUUUCUUUCUAUGCUGACGUUACUCGUGUUCAAUGUGUUGUGCGGAUUUUCAGUAUCAUGGGAAAUGUUUGCGACGUGUCGACUUUUCAUUGGACUAGGAAUUGGCGCCUUUCUAACAGUCUACUACCCCUACGUACUUGAAUUCAUUCCUAACGAACGUCGUGUUGUUUUGCCUGCCUUUCCAAUGUGGGGUAUAUGGUCCGCCUUAUUCGCACUCGUCGCCUGGGGACUUCCUGACUGGAGAUAUCUCCAUUUUGUCUCAGCUGCUUGUGCAGCACCCUGGCUGUUAACUUGGAGGUUAAUGCCGGAGAGUUUUCGCUGGCUUAUUUCUAACAACAAACAGGAGGCAGCAUUUGACGUUAUACAGAGAGUGGCAAAGUUCAAUGGCAGCCCAAUUCGAGAUAUCAAAGCACUCAAAAUCAGGAUGGAUACAGACGUCGACGAGCCCAGUACGAACAAGGUUUACACCAUACGGGACAUGUUUUCAACAGCUAAGCUAGCCAAAAUGACCUUUUUACAUAUAGUUUCAUGGUUAGCCUGUGGUUAUGGCUAUUAUGGGAUAUCCUUUGGAGUCAAGGGUUUAACAGGGAACCUCUUCCUCAACAUGGCCCUUCUUAGUAUUGCGGAGAUUCCAGCGAUUGUAACUUUAUAUUUCUUUACAAACCGACUUGGGAGAAAGUGGACCUCGUUGUUAUUUUGUGGUAUAGGGAUAUUUGCCGCAGUCACCGUGGCCUUCAUAGAAGCGACAGAUUUACAAAACAAAGUGUACCGUACUGUUUUUGUGCUUAUUUCGAAAAUCGGAGUAUCUCUGGCAUGGCUCGGCAUCAAGUUAUUAGCUACAGAGCUGUUUCCAACCGUCAUCAGAUCGGUUAGCAGUGGUUUGUUUAACAGCAUGGCGAGGGUGGGCUCUCUAAUUGCUCCACAAAUGGUGUACCUGAAUGACGACAUUCCUGGUAUCCUGUAUUUUAUAUGCAGUGGUGGACUUAUAUUAGCCUUCAUUUGCAUUUGUUUUAUGCCAGAGACAAAUAAUAGGAUGCUACCUGAUACACUACACGAAUUUGGUUCCAAUAAGUUAAAACCAAAAAAAUAUCAUCCAUAUAAACUCUUUGAUAUGACUACAACGACCAAAAAAGAAAAAGGCAACAUUAUUUUCGUCACGCAUAUGUAAUUUUUUGAUUGUGCACACUUUGUUAUACAUAAUGUUACUAUAUAUUACUUGUUAAAGUAACA